CGGAGCCCGAGCCGAAGGGGGAGCCGCAAACGCUAGGUCGCUGGCCAUUGGUGGACGGGGCGCAGGCGCAUUUGCUCCGACGGGCCGGAUGUUUUGAGGGAGUGUUUUGAGCGCGGAGACCGCGUGAUGCUUGGCGCGCAUGGGCACACCGUGCUCUGCCGCCGCUCGGCCCUGCUUCUUCUUCCAGAGGUGGGCGCUGUGCAGUCACGCAGGGUUUGAACCGGAAGCGGGAGUAGGUACCUGCGUGGCUAACGGAGAAAAGAAGCCGUCCCCGCGGGAGGAGGCGAAAAGAGCCGGGAUCUGCGCUGCAGCCAUCGCUGUGGUUGAUACCACUUUGACCUUCCGAGUACAACGACAGUGAUGUGUAUUCUGAAAUUGUGAACCAUGAGUCUAGCACUUAAUGAUCUGCUUAUUUGCUGCCGUCAACUAGAACAUGAUAGAGCUACAGAACGAAAGAAAGAAGUUGAGAAAUUUAAGCGCCUGAUUCGAGAUCCUGAAACAAUUAUACAUCUAGAUCGGCAUUCAGAUUCCAAACAAGGAAAAUAUUUGAAUUGGGAUGCUGUUUUUAGAUUUUUACAGAAAUAUAUUCAUAAAGAAACAGAAUGUCUGAGAAUAGCAAAACCAAAUGUAUCAGCCUCAACACAAGCCUCCAGGCAGAAAAAGAUGCAGGAAAUCAGUAGUUUGGUCAAAUACUUCAUCAAAUGUGCAAACAGAAGAGCACCUAGGCUAAAAUGUCAAGAACUCUUGAAUUAUAUCAUGGAUACAGUGAAAGAUUCAUCUAGUGGUGCUGUUUACGGAGCUGAUUAUAGCAACAUACUACUCAAAGAUAUUCUUUCUGUGAGAAAAUACUGGUGUGAAAUAUCUCAGCAACAGUGGUUAGAAUUGUUCUCUGUGUACUUCGGGCUUUAUCUGAAACCUUCACAAGAUGUUCAUAGAGUUUUAGUGGCUAGAAUAAUUCAUGCUGUUACCAAAGGAUGCUGUUCUCAGACUGAUGGAUUAAAUUCCAAAUUUUUGGACUUUUUUUCCAAGGCUAUUCAGUGUGCAAGACAAGAAAAGAGCUCUCCAGGUCUAAAUCAUAUCUUAGCAGCUCUUACUAUCUUCCUCAAGACUUUGGCUGUCAACUUUCGAAUUCGAGUGUGUGAAUUAGGAGAUGAAAUUCUUCCCACUUUGCUUUAUAUUUGGACUCAACAUAGACUUAAUGAUUCUUUAAAAGAAGUCAUUAUUGAGUUAUUUCAACUGCAAAUUUAUAUCCAUCAUCCAAAAGGAGCCAAAACCCGAGAAAAAGGUGCUUAUGAAUCAACAAAAUGGAAAAGUAUUUUAUACAACUUAUAUGAUCUGCUAGUGAAUGAGAUAAGUCAUAUAGGAAGUAGAGGAAAGUAUUCUUCAGGAUUUCGUAAUAUUGCCGUCAAAGAAAAUUUGAUUGAAUUGAUGGCAGAUAUUUGUCACCAGGUACAUUGCAAAAGGAAGAAAAUAGAACUAGGCUGGGAAGUAAUAAAAGAUCACCUUCAGAAGUCACAGAAUGAUUUCGAUCUUGUGCCUUGGCUACAGAUUGCAACCCAAUUAAUAUCAAAGUAUCCUGCAAGUUUACCUAACUGUGAGCUGUCUCCGUUACUGAUGAUACUCUCUCAGCUUCUACCCCAACAGCGACAUGGGGAACGUACACCGUAUGUGUUACGAUGCCUUACGGAAGUUGCACUGUGUCAAGACAAGAGGUCAAACCUAGAAAGCUCACAAAAGUCAGAUUUAUUAAAACUCUGGAAUAAAAUUUGGUGUAUUACCUUUCGUGGUAUAAGUUCUGAGCAAAUACAAGCUGAAAACUUUGGCUUACUUGGAGCCAUAAUUCAGAGUAGUUUAGUUGAGGUUGACAGAGAAUUCUGGAAGUUAUUUACUGGGUCAGCCUGCAGACCUUCAUGUCCUGCAGUAUGCUGUUUGACUUUGGCACUGACCACCAGUUUAGUUCCUGGAACAGUAAAAAUGGGAAUAGAGCAAAAUAUGUGUGAAGUAAAUAGAAGCUUUUCUUUAAAGGAAUCAAUAAUGAAAUGGCUCUUAUUCUAUCAGCUAGAGGGUGACUUAGAAAAUAGUACAGAAGUGCCUCCAAUUCUUCACAGUAAUUUUCCUCAUCUUGUACUGGAGAAAAUUCUUGUGAGUCUCACUAUGAAAAACUGUAAAGCUGCAAUGAAUUUUUUCCAAAGUGUGCCAGAAUGUGAACACCACCGAAAAGAUAAAGAAGAACUUUCAUUCUCAGAAGUAGAAGAACUAUUUCUUCAGACAACUUUUGACAAGAUGGACUUUUUAACCAUUGUGAGAGAAUGUGGUAUAGAAAAGCACCAGUCCAGUAUUGGCUUCUCUGUCCACCAGAAUCUCAAGGAAUCAUUGGAUUGCUAUCUUCUGGGAUUGUCAGAACAGCUUCUAAAUAAUUACUCAUCUGAGUCUCUAAUGCAGUGUGCAGGAGAAAGUAUCACUCUGUUUAAAAAUAAGACAAAUGAGGAAUUCAGAAUUGGUUCCUUGAGAAAUAUGAUGCAUUUAUUUACACGUUGCUUGAGCAACUGUACCAAGAAGAGUCCAAAUAAGAUUGCAUCUGGCUUUUUCCUGCGAUUGUUAACAUCAAAGCUAAUGAAUGACAUUGCAGAUAUUUGUAAAAGUUUCGCAUCCUUAAUCAAAAAGCCAUUUGACCGUGGAGAAGUAGAAUCAAUGGAAGAGGAUACUAAUGGAAAUCUAAUGGAGGUGGAGGAUCAGUCAUCCAUGAAUCUAUUUAACGAUUACCCUGAUAGUAGUGUUAGUGAUGCAAAUGAACCUGGAGAGAGCCAAAGUACCAUAGGUGCCAUUAAUCCUUUAGCUGAAGAAUAUCUGUCAAAGCAAGAUCUACUCUUCUUAGACAUGCUCAAGUUCUUGUGUUUGUGUGUAACUACUGCUCAGACCAAUACUGUGUCCUUUAGGGCAGCUGAUAUUCGGAGGAAAUUGUUAAUGUUAAUUGAUUCUAGCACGCUAGACCCUACCAAAUCCCUCCACCUGCAUAUGUAUCUAAUGCUUUUAAAGGAGCUUCCUGGAGAAGAGUACCCCUUGCCAAUGGAAGAUGUUGUUGAACUUCUGAAACCACUAUCCAAUGUGUGUUCUUUGUAUCGUCGUGACCAAGAUGUUUGUAAAACUAUUUUAAACCAUGUCCUUCAUAUAGUGAAAAACCUAGGUCAAAGCAAUAUGGACUCUGAGAAUACAAGGGAUGCUCAAGGACAGUUUCUUACAGUAAUUGGAGCAUUUUGGCAUCUAACAAAGGAGAGGAAAUAUACAUUCUCUGUAAGAAUGGCCCUAGUAAACUGCCUUAAAACUUUGCUUGAGGCCGAUCCUUAUUCAAAAUGGGCCAUUCUUAAUGUAAUGGGAAAAGACUUUCCUGUAAACGAAGUAUUUACACAAUUUCUUGCUGAUAAUCAUCACCGAGUUCGAAUGUUGGCUGCAGAGUCAAUCAAUAGAUUGUUCCAGGACACGAAGGGAGAUUCUUCCACAUUACUGAAAGCACUUCCUUUGAGGCUUCAGCAAACAGCUUUUGAAAAUGCAUACCUGAAAGCUCAGGAAGGAAUGAGAGAAAUGUCCCAUAGUGCUGAGAACCCUGAACCUUUGGAUGAAAUUUAUAAUAGAAAAUCUGUUUUACUGAUGUUGAUAGCUGUGGUUUUAUCCUGUAGCCCUAUCUGUGAAAAACAGGCUUUGUUUGCCCUAUGUAAAUCUGUGAAGGAGAAUGGAUUAGAACCUCACCUUGUGAAAAAGGUUUUAGAGAAAGUUUCUGAAACUUUUGGAUAUAGAUGUUUAGAAGACUUUAUGGCAUCUCAUUUAGAUUAUCUGGUUUUGGAAUGGCUAAAUCUUCAAGAUACUGAAUACAACUUAUCUUCUUUUCCUUUUAUUUUAUUAAACUAUACAAAUAUUGAGGAUUUCUAUAGAUCUUGUUAUAAGGUUUUGGUUCCACAUCUGGUGAUUAGAAGUCAUUUUGAUGAGGUGAAGUCCAUUGCUAAUCAGAUUCAACAGGACUGGAAAAGUCUUCUAACAGACUGCUUUCCAAAGAUUCUUGUAAAUAUUCUUCCUUACUUUGCCUAUGAGGGUACAGGAGACAGUGGGAUGGCACAGCAAAGAGAGACUGCUACCAAGGUCUAUGAUAUGCUUAAAAGUGAAAACUUACUGGGAAAACAGAUCGAUCAUUUAUUCAUUAGUAACUUACCAGAGAUUGUGGUGGAGUUAUUGAUGACGUUACAUGAGCCAGCAAAUUCUAGUGCCAGUCAGAGCACUGACCUCUGUGACUUUUCAGGGUAUGUACAUUUUAAACUUAGAGAACUAGCUGAUUCCUAUCAGAAAAUUCUUCUUGCCAUAUGUGAGCAAGCAGCUGAAACAAAUAAUGUUUAUAAGAAGCACAGAAUUCUUAAAAUAUACCACCUGUUCGUUAGUUUAUUACUGAAAGAUAUAAAAAGUGGCUUAGGAGGAGCUUGGGCGUUUGUUCUUCGAGAUGUUAUUUAUACUUUGAUUCACUAUAUCAACCAAAGGCCUUCUCGUAUCAUGGAUGUGUCAUUACGUAGCUUCUCCCUUUGUUGUGACUUAUUAAGUCAGGUUUGCCAGACAGCAGUGACUUACUGUAAGGAUGCUCUAGAAAACCAUCUUCAUGUUAUUGUUGGUACACUUAUACCCCUUGUGGAUGAGCAGGUGGAAGUUCAGAAACAGGUAUUGGACUUGUUGAAAUACUUAGUGAUAGAUAACAAGGAUAAUGAAAACCUCUAUCUCACGAUUAAGCUUUUAGAUCCUUUUCCUGACCAUGUUGUUUUUAAGGAUUUGCGUAUUGCUCAGCAAAAAAUCAAAUACAGUAGAGGACCCUUUUCACUCUUGGAGGAAAUUAACCAUUUUCUCUCAGUAAGUGUUUAUGAUGCACUUCCAUUGACAAGACUUGAAGGACUAAAGGAUCUUCGAAGACAACUGGAACUACAUAAAGAUCAGAUGAUGGACAUUAUGAGAGCAUCUCAGGAUAAUCCACAAGAUGGGAUUAUGGUGAAGCUAGUUGUCAAUUUGUUGCAGUUAUCCAAGAUGGCAAUAAACCACACUGGUGAAAAAGAAGUUCUAGAGGCUGUUGGAAGCUGCUUGGGAGAAGUGGGUCCUAUAGAUUUCUCUACCAUAGCUAUACAACAUAGUAAAGAUGCAUCUUAUACCAAGGCCCUUAAGUUAUUUGAAGGUAAAGAACUUCAGUGGACCUUCAUAAUGCUGACCUACCUGAAUAACACACUGGUAGAAGAUUGUGUCAAAGUUCGAUCAGCAGCUGUUACUUGUUUGAAAAACAUUUUAGCCACAAAGACUGGACAUAGUUUCUGGGAGAUUUAUAAGAUGACAACAGAUCCAAUGCUGGCCUAUCUACAGCCUUUUAGAACAUCGAGAAAAAAGUUUUUAGAAGUACCCAGAUUUGACAAAGAAAACCCUUUUGAAGGCCUGGAUGAUAUAAAUCUGUGGAUUCCUCUGAGUGAAAAUCAUGACAUUUGGAUAAAGACACUGACUUGUGCUUUUUUGGACAGUGGAGGCACAAAAUGUGAAAUUCUUCAAUUAUUAAAGCCAAUGUGUGAAGUGAAAACUGACUUUUGUCAGACUGUACUUCCAUACUUGAUUCAUGAUAUUUUGCUCCAAGAUACAAAUGAAUCAUGGAGAAAUCUGCUUUCUACACAUGUUCAGGGAUUUUUCACCAGCUGUCUUCGACACUUCUCACAAACGAGCCGAUCCACAACCCCUGCAAACUUGGAUUCAGAGUCAGAGCACUUUUUCCGAUGCUGUUUGGAUAAAAAAUCACAAAGAACAAUGCUUGGUGUUGUGGACUACAUGAGAAGACAAAAGAGACCUUCUUCAGGAACAAUUUUUGAUGAUGCUUUCUGGCUGGAUUUAAAUUAUCUAGAAGUUGCCAAGGUAGCUCAGUCUUGUGCUGCUCACUUUACAGCUUUACUCUAUGCAGAAAUCUAUGCAGAUAAGAAAAGCAUGGAUGAUCAAGAGAAAAGAAGUCUUGCAUUUGAAGAAGGAAGCCAAAGUACAACUAUUUCUAGCUUGAGUGAAAAAAGUAAAGAAGAAACUGGAAUAAGUUUACAGGAUCUUCUCUUAGAAAUCUACAGAAGUAUAGGAGAGCCAGAUAGUUUGUAUGGCUGUGGUGGAGGGAAGAUGUUACAACCCAUUACUAGACUACGAACAUAUGAACACGAAGCAAUGUGGGGCAAAGCCCUAGUAACAUAUGACCUUGAAACAGCAAUCUCCUCAUCAACCCGCCAGGCAGGAAUCAUUCAGGCCUUGCAGAAUUUGGGACUCUGCCAUAUUCUUUCUGUGUAUUUGAAAGGAUUAGAUUAUGAAAAUAAAGACUGGUGUCCUGAACUACAGGAACUUCAUUACCAAGCAGCAUGGAGGAAUAUGCAGUGGGACCAUUGCACUUAUGUCAGCAAAGAAAUAGAAGGAACCAGUUACCAUGAAUCAUUGUACAAUGCUCUACAAUCUCUAAGAGACAGAGAAUUCUCUACAUUUUAUGAAAGUCUCAAAUAUGCAAGAGUAAAAGAAGUGGAAGAGUUGUGUAAGCGCAGCCUUGAGUCUGUGUAUUCGCUCUACCCCACACUCAGCAGGUUGCAGGCCAUUGGAGAGCUGGAAAGCAUUGGGGAGCUUUUCUCAAAAUCAGUCACACAUAGACAACUCUCUGAAGUAUAUAUUAAGUGGCAGAAACACUCCCAGCUUCUCAAGGACAGUGAUUUUAGUUUUCAGGAGCCUAUCAUGGCUCUACGCACAGUCAUUUUGGAGAUCCUGAUGGAAAAGGAAAUAGACAACUCACAAAGAGAGUGUAUUAAGGAGAUUCUCACCAAACACCUUGUAGAACUCUCUAUACUGGCCAGAACUUUCAAGAACACUCAGCUCCCUGAAAGGGCAAUAUUUCAAAUUAAACAGUAUAAUUCAGUUAGCUGUGGAGUCUCUGAGUGGCAGCUGGAAGAAGCACAAGUAUUCUGGGCAAAAAAGGAGCAGAGUCUUGCCCUGAGUAUUCUCAAGCAAAUGAUCAAGAAGUUGGAUGCCAGCUGUGCAGCGAACAAUCCCAGCCUAAAACUUAUAUACACAGAAUGUCUAAGGGUUUGUGGCAACUGGUUAGCAGAAACUUGCUUAGAAAAUCCUGCGGUCAUCAUGCAGACCUAUCUAGAAAAGGCAGUAGAAGUUGCUGGCAAUUAUGAUGGAGAAAGUAAUGAUGAGCUAAGAAAUGGAAAAAUGAAGGCAUUUCUGUCAUUAGCCCGGUUUUCAGAUACUCAGUACCAAAGAAUUGAAAACUACAUGAAAUCAUCAGAAUUUGAAAACAAGCAAGCUCUCCUGAAAAGAGCCAAAGAGGAAGUAGGUCUCCUUAGGGAACAUAAAAUUCAGACCAACAGAUACACAGUAAAAGUUCAGCGAGAGCUGGAGUUGGAUGAACUUGCCCUGCGUGCAUUGAAAGAGGAUCGUAAACGCUUCUUAUGUAAAGCAGUUGAAAAUUACGUCAACUGCUUAUUAAGUGGAGAAGAACAUGAUAUGUGGGUAUUCCGACUUUGUUCCCUCUGGCUUGAAAAUUCUGGAGUUUCUGAAGUCAAUGGCAUGAUGAAGAGAGAUGGAAUGAAGAUUCCAUCAUAUAAAUUUUUGCCUCUUAUGUACCAACUGGCUGCUAGAAUGGGGACCAAGAUGAUGGGAGGCCUAGGAUUUCAUGAAGUCCUCAAUAAUCUAAUCUCUAGAAUUUCAAUGGAUCACCCCCAUCAUACUUUAUUUAUUAUACUGGCCUUAGCAAAUGCAAACAGAGAUGAAUUUCUGACUAAACCAGAGGUAGCAAGAAGAAGUAGAAUAACUAAAAAUGCGCCUAAACAAAGCUCUCAGCUUGAUGAGGAUCGAACAGAGGCUGCAAACAGAAUAAUAUGUACUAUCAGAAGUAGGAGACCUCAGAUGGUCAGAAGUGUUGAGGCACUUUGUGAUGCUUAUAUUAUAUUAGCAAACUUAGAUGCCACUCAGUGGAAGACUCAGAGAAAAGGCAUAAAUAUUCCAGCAGACCAGCCAAUUACUAAACUUAAGAAUUUAGAAGAUGUUGUUGUCCCUACUAUGGAAAUUAAGGUGGACCACACAGGAGAAUAUGGAAAUCUCGUGACUAUACAGUCAUUUAAAGCAGAAUUUCGCUUAGCAGGAGGUGUAAAUUUACCAAAAAUAAUAGAUUGUGUAGGUUCUGAUGGCAAGGAGAGGAGACAGCUUGUUAAGGGCCGUGAUGACCUGAGACAAGAUGCUGUCAUGCAACAGGUCUUCCAGAUGUGUAAUACAUUACUGCAGAGAAACACUGAAACUAGGAAGAGGAAAUUAACUAUCUGUACUUAUAAGGUGGUUCCCCUCUCUCAGCGAAGUGGUGUUCUUGAAUGGUGUACAGGAACUAUCCCUAUUGGUGAAUUUCUUGUUAACAAUGAAGAUGGUGCUCAUAAAAGAUACAGGCCAAAUGAUUUCAGUGCCUUUCAAUGCCAAAAGAAAAUGAUGGAGGUGCAAAAAAAGUCUUUUGAAGAUAAAUAUGAAGUCUUCAUGGAUGUUUGCCAAAAUUUUCAACCAGUUUUCCGUUACUUCUGCAUGGAAAAAUUCUUGGAUCCAGCUAUUUGGUUUGAGAAGCGAUUGGCUUAUACGCGCAGUGUAGCCACGUCUUCUAUUGUUGGUUACAUACUUGGACUUGGUGAUAGACAUGUACAGAAUAUCUUGAUAAAUGAGCAGUCAGCAGAACUUGUACAUAUAGAUUUGGGUGUUGCUUUUGAACAGGGCAAAAUCCUUCCUACUCCUGAGACAGUUCCUUUUAGACUCACCAGAGAUAUUGUGGAUGGCAUGGGCAUUACUGGUGUUGAAGGUGUCUUCAGAAGAUGCUGUGAGAAAACCAUGGAAGUGAUGAGAAACUCUCAGGAAACUCUGUUAACCAUUGUAGAGGUCCUUCUGUAUGAUCCACUCUUUGACUGGACCAUGAAUCCUUUGAAAGCUUUGUAUUUACAGCAGAGGCCAGAAGAUGAAACUGAGCUUCACCCUACUCUGAAUGCAGAUGACCAAGAAUGCAAACGAAAUCUCAGUGAUAUUGACCAGAGUUUCAACAAAGUAGCUGAACGUGUCUUAAUGAGACUACAAGAGAAACUGAAAGGAGUGGAAGAAGGCACUGUGCUCAGUGUUGGUGGACAAGUGAAUCUGCUCAUACAGCAGGCCAUGGACCCCAAAAAUCUCAGCCGACUUUUCCCCGGAUGGAAAGCUUGGGUGUGAUCUUCAGCAUAUGAAUUACCCUUGUAUUCAGCCUUUAGAAAUUAUAUUUUAGCCUUUAUUUUUAACCUGCCAACAUACUUUAAAUAGGGAUUCAUAUUUAACUAAGAGAACUAUUGUGGGUUUUUUUUGAAUGUUGGUUUUAAUACUUGAUUUAAUCACACCACUCAAAAAUGUUUUGAUGGUCUUAAGAAACAUCUCUGCUCUCACUCUUUAGAAAUAAUGGUUAUUCGGGCUGAAUACAGCAGCUCACGCCUGUAAUCCCGGCACUUCGGGAGGCUGAGGUGGGCGGAUCACAAGGUCGGGAGUUUGAGACCAGCCUGGCCAGUAUGGUGAAACCCCAUCUCUACUAAAAAUACAAAAAUUAGCCGGGCAUGGUGGUGGGCACCUAUAAUCCCAGCCACUCGAAAGGCAGAGGCAGGAGAAUCUCUUGAACCUGGGAGGUGGAGGUUGCUAUGAGCCAAAAUCAUGCCAUUGCACUGUAGCCUGGGUGACAAGAGCAAAACUCUGUCUCAAAAAAAAAAAAAAAAAAAUGGAUUUGGAUUUUUCCUAGUAAGAUCACUGUGUUACUAAAUAAUGAAGCUGUUAUGGAGAACAAAUUUCAAAAACACAGUGUAGUUACUAUUUUUUUAAGUGUGUAUUGAAACUUCUCAUUCUAUUCUCUUUAUCUUUUAAGCCCUUCUGUAUUGUCCAUAUAUGUUAUCUUUCUGUGACACCUUCAUAUAUUGCCUUCUAGUUCAUGAAUUCUCUUGUCAGCUGUAUAUAAUCUCUUUUACCCUAUCCCUUGGGCUUCUUCUUUCAGAAAUUGUUUUUCAUUUCUAAUUAUGCAUCAUUUUUUCAGAUCUCUGUUUCUUGAUGUCAUUUUUUAAUGUUUUCUUUUUAUGUCACUAAUUAUUUUAAAUGUCUGUACUUGAUAGUCACUCUAAUAGUUCUAUUAAAUUUAGUUCCUGCUGUUUAUAUAUGUUGAUUUUUGUAUUUGAUAGACUUUAUCCAUUUUUGUCUUUUUGAAGAUUGAGUUUAUUUUCAGCAAGGCUUUAUCUAUGGGAAUCGUGAGUCUCUGUUUAUGUCAUAUUCCCAGGACUGUUGCUGACACAUGCCCAUUCUUAUUUUAAAUUUCUUGGCUUUAGGGUUUCCAUAACUGAAGUGUAGCAUAACUUACUGAUAGGAGAUUUCUCAGGCCAAGGCAGACAUACUUCCUCAUCUCCCUGUGCUAGUGGGCAGAAUAUUUGAUUGAUGCCUUUUUCACUGAGAGUAUACGCUUCCAUGUGUCCCACCUUUAUGGUAGGGGUGGAAGGAGGUACAUUUAAUUCCCACUGCCUGCCUUUGACAAGUCCUGGGUUCUUUAGUCCCCAUAUAGAUGUCGAAGCUAAAAGCCAUGGGUUAAUGAACUGGCAAAUUGUUCUAAGACAGCUAUAGCAUCAGCUCACAUAUUUACCUCUCUGGUUUUUCAUUCCCUUCAUUUUUUUUUGAGACAGAGUCUUGCUCUGUUGCCCAGGCUGGAGUCUCAGCUCACUGCAACUUCCACCUCCUGGGUUCAAGCGAUUCUCCUGCCUCAGCCUCCUGAGUAGCUGGGACUAUAGACGUGUGCCAACAUGCCUGACUGAGUUUUGGAAUUUUUAGUAGAGAUGGAGUUUCACUGUGUUAGCCAGUAUGGUCUCGAUCACCUGACCUCGUGAUCCACCUGCCUCUGCCUCCCAAAGUGCUGGGAUUACAGGUGUGAGUCACCACACCCGGCCUCAUUCCCCUCAUUUGUGACCAUAACGAUUUCCCCUUACUUUCUUGUAAGUUCUGGUAUGUAUUUAAAAGAAUGUUUUCUACAUUUUAUCUAGCAUUUCUCUGUAUUCUGUUGGAAGGGAAGGGCUUAGGUAUCUAGUUUGAUACACAGCUAGAAGUGGAACAUUUCUCUGUCCCCCAACUGUCAUCAUAUCAGAUAAACAUCAGAUAAAAAGCCACCUGAAAGUAAAACUACUGACUCAUGUAUUAGUGAGUAUAAUCUCUUCUCCAUCCUUAGGAAAAUGUUCAUCCCAGCUGCAGAGAUUAACAAAUGGGUGGUUGAGCUUUCUCCUCGUAUUUGGACCUUGAAGGUUAUAUAAAUUUUUUUCUUAGGAAGAGUUGGCAUUUCUUUUUACUGCCAAUGGCAGGCACUCAUUCAUAUUUGAUCUCCUCACAUUCCCCUCCCCUAAAACCAAUCUCCAGAACUUUUUGGACUAUAAAUUUGUUGGUUUGAUUUCUGGAGAACUGUUCAGAAUAUUACUUUGCAUUUCAAAUUACAAACUUACCUUGGUGUAUCUUUUUCUUAUAAGCUGCCUAAAUGAAUAUUUGGUAUAUAUUGGUAGUUUUUACUACUAUAGUAAAUCAAGGAAACGCAGUAAACUUAGAAUGUCUUUAAGAAAGCCCUGAAGUCUUCAUGGGUGGAAUUAGAAAUUAUCAACUAGAUAAUAGUAUAGUUAAAUGAAUUUGUAGCUAAUUCUUGCUAGUUGAUGCAUCCAGAGAGCUUUGAAUAACAUCAUUAAUCCGCUCUUUAGCCUUGCGUGGUAUGCCAUAAGGCUCCUAUUCUGUUCAAGUAUUCUAAUCAAUGGCUUUGAAAAGUUUAUCAAAUUUACAUACAGAUCACAGACGUAGGAGAAAUAACUAAUUCACAGAUGACAGAAUUAAGAUUAUAAAAGAUUUUUUUUUGUAUUUUUAGUAGAGACGGGGUUGCCAUUGCAUUCCAGCCUGGGCAACAGAGCGAGACUCUGUCUCAAAAAAAAAGGUUUGGCAAGCUGGAACACUUUCUGCAAAUGACUUAGAAAACUGCCAAGGAAAAAUGAGGAGUAGUUAGAUUUUGAAAAUAUUAAUCAUAGAAUAUUUGUUGUAUGCUAAGUCACUGACACAUAUUAUAUGCAGCAUCUCUGAUCUUUGCCUUGCAAGAUUAGUGAUAUCCCAAUUUACUGCUGGAGAAAUCAAAAUUUGGAGAAAUAAGUUGUCCAAGGCAAGAAGAUAGUAAAUAAGUAUAAGUGUAAUAUGGACAAUAUCUAACAUGAAAAGAUUUCAGGUGAAAAAAAUCAGGGGUUUGCCAGUCAGUUGCUCAAAAGGUCAAUGAAAACCAAAUAGUGAAGCUAUUAGAGAAGCUAAUAAAUUAUAGACUGCUUGAACAGUUGUGUCCAGAUUAAGGGAGAUAAUAGCCCUCCCACCCUACUUUGUGCAGGUCAUACCUCCCCAAAGUGUCUACCUAAUCAGUAGGUUCACAAAAAACUCUUGGUCGUUAUAGUAUAUGCCUAAAAUGUAUGUAUGCACUUAGGAAUGUUAAAAAUUUAAAUAUGGUCCAAAGCAAAUAAAAGCAAAGAGGAAAAACUUUGGACAUCUUAAAGACUGGAAUAGUCUUUUAAAAAGUAGAAAGCCAGUAUAUUGGUUUGAAACACAGAGAUGUGUCCCAAUUUCAAGUAUUUUAAUUGCACCUUAAUGAAAUUAUCUAUUUUCUAUAGAUUUAUUUUAGUACUAUUGAUUGUAUUACUUUACUGUUACCUGAAUCUAUUAUAAAGUGUUUUUGAAUAAAUAAUUCUAAAAGCAUA
Molecule: messenger RNA, 12803 nt
Organism: Mandrillus leucophaeus (drill)
Lineage: Eukaryota; Metazoa; Chordata; Mammalia; Primates; Cercopithecidae
Gene: ATM
Product: ATM serine/threonine kinase
Exons: 61
Coding region: 385-9255 (2956 amino acids)
Biological process (GO): DNA repair
Molecular function (GO): protein serine/threonine kinase activity; protein binding
Source: RefSeq, a predicted model, not a curated record